Nannospalax galili (Upper Galilee mountains blind mole rat) is the source of this 1679-nucleotide messenger RNA. RefSeq names its product chromosome unknown C1orf131 homolog (gene Fsaf1). The coding region runs from base 41 to 889 and encodes 282 amino acids. Lineage: Eukaryota; Metazoa; Chordata; Mammalia; Rodentia; Spalacidae. The record is from RefSeq and is a predicted model, not a curated record. The transcript is spliced from 7 exons.
GCGAACUGUAAGCUGUAGUUGUGGGGUCGGUGCGGAUUCUAUGGCGCCGGAAGGAGAAUCGGCGUCCGAGAAGCCCGCUGGCUCUGAGACGCUCCUGGAUUCUGUGCUGCGGAGCCUCUACGACCUGGGAGAGACAGAAGAUGAAACAGAACAGAAGAAAAUCAGAAAGAAGAGAGAAAACAAGAAGAGAACGGAGGAGGCCACAGCAAAUGUAGCAGUAGAGCCACCUCCCCUGCCUACUCUUGUAAGAGGCCAGAAGAAGAGUGUUUCCAGCUUUUUUAAGGAACUCAGAGAAGAACUGCACUCUGCUCCUGCUGUGGCUCCCAAAGCCCCCUCUUCAGGACCAGCAGUCCUUGCUGCUGCAGUAUUGCCCUCCCCCUUAAAGAACAGCAGCAAGCUAGUUGAAGUGGUAGAGUUUCACAGCAGAAGUAAAAAAAGAAAACCCAAGUCAGAUCAAGAUGAACACAUAAAGAGGGCCCUUGAUAAAGAUGUGAAUAUUCAAGAAUUUAACCUGGAAAAGGCUCGUUUGGAAGUGCACCGCUUUGGGAUCACAGGUUAUGGCAAAGGAAAGGAAAGAGUCCUGGAACGGGAACGGGCCAUCAUGCUGGGGGCUAAGCCUCCCAAAAAUAGUUAUGUGAAUUACAAGGUUUUGCAGGAGCAAAUCAAAGAGAAAAGGGCAGCAAUGGAAGAGGAAAAGAGAGUGGCCCAGGACACAGAUUUUUCCAAGAGAAAGAAAAGAAAAGGACAGGAAGAGAGGAAAGCCAAGAAGUCAGCCCCCAGUAUUUUAUCCAGUAGACGGAUUGGGCAGGUUGGAAAAUUCAAGAAUGGGACAUUGAUUCUGAGUGCAGUUGAUAUCAAGAAAAUAAAUUCUUCCAGAGUGGCCAAAUGAAGCACUCUGUCGUCUCCGGAAGAGAGUGAGAGCAAGUGGCGGUGCUGGUGUGACACCUGCUAGAGCUGUAGGCUCAUUCAUGACUUUUCUUCUGAAGAGCACGUCUGACAAAACAUUGGCUACUGCUCUGCACACUACCAGCACCUAAACUUCACUCCCUUUCUGGUGACUGGUGUUGGGCACAGAUUUUACACUCUUGUGAUUUUGUCUUGUGAUUUACUGUCUAGUGAUUAACAUUAAAGUGCCUUUUGCCUUUUUUAAUGACAACAUUACUGUGUCAUGAAGGAACUAAGAUCAUGGUCAGUUGUUGGUUUUGUAGAAAUCAAUUCAAUUUUCAGCCUACAGUGUGUAUAAAACCUACUUUGUAAGAUGCUCGAGAAAUGUAGCUUGUGUGGUAUGUGUGACUAGACGGCUUUGACUCAUUUUGAGCAUCUAUAAUUACAAAGACCUGUCUCCUUGGGCCUGUCAUUGUUUUCAGUGAUGCUGCCCUGGCCUGAGGUGCCAGCAUCUUCUCAGAGCUUGGGGCACAUUAAAGGAAAGUCUCCAGUGAUGGUAGCAAUAUUGGCAACCCCGCCCCCCCAAAAAGUUCAGCUCUUAGCCCAGCAAACAGUAUGGUUUUGGUCUGAAAACUCACACACAGCAGCCAGCUGCUGUCUGUUGGCGCCGAAAGCAUCGCCAGACCAACUCAGAGGAUGGAAUCCGGCUUGUCAGCAAGUUUGGGAAGCUCAAAUUCUAGGCUUAUUUUGAAGUAAUGUUCAUUAGGAAUAUAUUUUGGCACUUUGAAAAAAUA